Trichoderma virens Gv29-8 is the source of this 951-nucleotide messenger RNA. RefSeq lists its product as uncharacterized. The record is from RefSeq and is a predicted model, not a curated record. Gene Ontology annotation, molecular function: structural constituent of ribosome. The transcript is spliced from 3 exons. Bases 70 to 480 code for a protein of 136 amino acids. Gene Ontology annotation, cellular component: ribosome. Gene Ontology annotation, biological process: translation. Lineage: Eukaryota; Fungi; Ascomycota; Sordariomycetes; Hypocreales; Hypocreaceae.
ACCACGACGCCAAACCGCCGAGUCUCUCCUUCGUCACUCUCACAGAGACAACAGCACAAGACCGCAACCAUGGCGGAUAACGACGCUCCCGUUACCCUGCGAACUCGCAAGUUCAUCCGCAACCCCCUGCUUGGCCGCAAGCAGAUGGUGGUUGACAUCCUCCACCCCGGCCGUGCCAACAUCUCCAAGACUGAGCUCAGCGAGAAGCUCGCCAGCCUGUACAAGGCCCAGAAGGAGCAGGUCCAGGUCUUCGGCCUGCGCACCCACUUCGGUGGCGGCAAGACCACCGGCUUCGCCCUCAUCUACGACUCCCCCGAGGCUCUGAAGAAGUUCGAGCCCAAGUACCGUCUGAUCCGGGUCGGACUCGCUACCAAGCCCGAGCGUGCCAGCAGACAGCAGCGCAAGCAGCGCAAGAACCGACAAAAGACCCUGCGCGGAACCGCAAAGGUCAAGGGUGCCAAGGCGAAGAAGGAGAAAUAAACGCAACGCUCUCAAUAUUGUUGCUUGCUGGUGCUGGGGGGAGGUGCGGCGUGGCGCUGUGGUACUGGGUUGGGCAUUUUGUUGCGCACCUGCGAGUGCUGCGGACUUUUUUCUCUCGGCAUGCAAAUCAAAAUUUGUCCUUGUCGAUGAACCUCUAGAAACGGCUGGGAGGGGAGUGAUGGCUCGGCCCCUCCCCAUGGUGUGUGCCUUCGAUACACUAGCAUGAAAUCAACGGUGUUUUCGGGUUUCGGUCCAAAUAUGCGUCCUUGUUUGGUGGUUUCGGUGCACACGAUUCACGCACUCCGUGUGCUGGAUGAAGUGCUGUUUUUUAUGUCAUGAUGGUCCGACUCCCAAGAAAAUUCGGUGAUGAUCAGUGGGCAAUUCAAUGAAGAAAAAAAAUCCCUGUUAUUAAUGGUGCUCUGGACUAUGGUCGUAGCAUGUGUCUUUCCAAUCAUGGCUUCCCGCUCCUCG